AGAUUAGCCAAACAUAAAUCAAUCCAUUGUAAUCUCAAAUCGAAAGACAAAGCCUCGAAACUAAAUGAUCGAGAGAGCUUACCUGAACAGGAAAUCGACGACGAAUUUAGCGAAAGAGAGAGCCCAAGCGUGCUGGGUUCCAAGGAACCCAGCGCUUGGGUUUGACAGAACCUGCACUUGGGUUUCAUCGAACCCAGGCGCUGGGUUCCAUGGAACCCAGGUGCCGGGUUCGAAGGAACCCAACACCUGGGUUCUAAAGAACCCACGGUUAGGUUCGAAAAAACCCAGUAAGCACUGGGUUCUAAGGGCAAGAGGAACCCAACAGCUAGAUUCGAUGGAACCUAUGCCUACGUUCCAAAGAACCCACGAUUGGGUUCGAAGAAGCCUAGUAAGCGUCGGGUUCUAAGGGCAAGAGAAACCCAACACCUGGGUUCAAUGGAACCUAUGCCUGGGUUCUAUCGAACCCCGGUGUGCUGGUUUGAAGGAACCCAGCAAGCUUUGGGUUCCAACGGGAAGAGAAAGGAAAAGAGAAGAAGAGAAAAAAAAAGAAAAGAAUUUUUUAUAU
Molecule: messenger RNA, 565 nt
Organism: Rubroshorea leprosula
Lineage: Eukaryota; Viridiplantae; Streptophyta; Magnoliopsida; Malvales; Dipterocarpaceae
Source: the annotation of a GenBank genome assembly